Messenger RNA from Myodes glareolus (Bank vole), 4109 nucleotides. NCBI's taxonomy places the organism in Eukaryota, Metazoa, Chordata, Mammalia, Rodentia, Cricetidae. The record is from RefSeq and is a predicted model, not a curated record.
GUUCAGAAGCCUAGCUUCGGUGUUUCAGGACAGGGCCCUGGCCAGGAGGCUGACCCGAGGCAGCAGAGGUCCUAACUGCCCAGCCCAGCCGGGAAAAUGCAAGCCAACCCCAUCCGCAUUCCAUCCGUUAGCAAUGACACCGACUGGGACUUCUGCUUCCACCUGUCACAGCAAACCAGGAACCCCGCACAGUGUACAGAUGAUUUGUUUGCUGCUUGUCAGUAUAGAGAGACUGAAGAAGACACUGCGGUCCAGAAAGAGGACAUGACUGCUGAUUGUAUGUCUUUUCCGAAACAUAAGCUGGCUCAGUCCCAGAAGAAAUAUGAUCAGCUCAUUAAGGAAAAAAUGAAUAUCAAGGCCAACAAGGAGCUGAUUCGGUGUUUCAUCCUUUCUCGGAUUAUUUUUGGGAAAGAACACUGGAAGUGUGCUCAAGCUUUAGCCAACCUGGCUUAUGGUUACCUGACUCUGAGAGGCCUCCCAUCUCAGGCCAAGAAACACGCUGAGUCGGCCAGGGGCACGCUGCUGACCUGGAAGAGAAACAUAACCCCAGACAAGGAGAAAAAGGAAAUCCUGGGAGCUCUGGUCAUGCUCUACUACACCCUGGGGAUAGCCUGGCUCCUGCAAAACCGAUAUCCUUUCUUUCCCAGGUGGAUCUGGGGCCAUCUCCGUACAGUGGCCGUUAGUGUGUUUGGCAUUUCCCUUGACUGCCCCACUGGCAAAUGGGCCUAUAUCCACCUGCAGAAAGCGGACAGAAACAUGAAGGAACUGAAAGAGUUAAGCAACGGAGGCAUUGGUGGAAGCCAAGUCUCGGAGAAAGACCUAACCAUUGCUUUGGGCAGAGCCUCCUUGGCCAUGCACAGGAUGAACCUCGCUCUGGCAUAUUUUGAAAAGGCCAUUGGCAAUGUGAUCAUUGCCAAGGGCCAUGGCACAUCAGAUCUGAUUAGUCUGUAUGAAGAAGUCGCUCAGAUUGAGCAGCUGAGGAAGAACCAUGAGCAAGCCAUCCAGUAUUUGCAGCAGGCCUAUUCUAUCUGUGUUUCUUCGUUUUCUGAAAUCAGCCCCCAAACUGCCGAGGCGAGUGCUUUACUGGCUAAAGCUUAUGCCAUGUCCGGAGAAUCCCAGCACAGAGAUGCCGUUGAGAUAUAUUAUAUAAGGAGUAUUAGUGCAUAUCAGAUACUGGGCUCUGACAACAAUGAGAGUCUCACCACCAUUGAAGACUUUUGUACAUGGCUCCUCCAAAAUGGCGAAAAUCAUGAGGCUUACAGACUGCUAAUGUGUACACUGAAUUCUGGCAUCUAUGGUGACUGUGGUGAAAAAGUAGCCGAGACCUUUUACAAUAUGGGCAGCAUCUGUUUUGCCAGAGGAGAGCUCAGAAAGGCGAUUCGGCUGCUAAGGAAGUGUCUGAUGGUUCAAAUUCUUGUCUAUGGAACUGAGCACGUCAAGAGCAAAGAAACUAAAAGCCUCCUUACCCUAUUGCAGAGUAAGGACUUUCGGUGGACUUGGUUAUACAAAUGCGCACGGCAACUCAACUGACAUGCUCCAGAACCAUUUCUGUAUGGAAAACCUGAGAAUUGAUUCGCUUAAGCUAGUGUGCCCAGAAAGAGGCGGCGCUGGGAUUUAAUACAGGUCCCUAAACUUUUUCAUGCGGCCUCUGGAGGCAGUCUAGCUUCUACUCUAAAAGCAGAUUCAAGACUCAAGGCUCCUACGCUCUGCUCUCCCGUCUUAGAGAAUUUACUUUAACGCCCUUGGCCCCACUUAGAACUUACUCAACUCCCUUAGCCUGUAGUUAGGCACCACUAUAAUAAUGGCAGUUCCCUCUCAUUUCUGCAUUAAUGAGACCAUACAUAAAGCUCAGGUCUGGCAAACCUUAAAUCUUAAAUGCUCACUGAUUGUCAACAUCAUAAUAAAAUAUCGAUAAUGACAGUAAUUCGUGUUCUGAAGUGGAGUCAUAAUGAGCCAGGAUGUUUAAAUGACUCAUACACAUUACCAUAUUAUUAUUUGAUGUUAUGAGUAGGGUAAGGAAUGUUCAUGACUGGAGUAAGACUUAUGAUUUUAACCUAUUUUUCACUGCUUAGGACGUUCCAUGAACCUGAGCAAAUCAUUUACUCCUCCUUGAGACUGGGAUUCUCCACCACUGACAUAUCAGUAAAUCAUGAGCUGUUAGGACUUCUUAAGUCAUAAGGAUUUAAGCAGAAUCCUGUCUAAACAAGCCCAACAGAGCAUUGCUAAGUCAGUGUGAGCUAGACUCUCCUCCCUCCCCUUCCUUACAGAACUCUUGUUGCUGCUUACUCUUGAGGUAACACGUCAAAAUAUUUGAAAUUGGAGGGAAUUGUUAGUCAGAAUCACAAUGUGAUUGAGGCUUUGACAGGCUGCCCUCUUUAAAGGACCUAUUGUGUGUUGAAAUAACUACUAAUGAAACGACAAGGAAAAUGCAAGCAGUAUGUAAUUUCAGAGAAGCAACACAGGCUCUUUCCUCAAAAUUGGAGUAAAACUUUUUCUACCCAGCUUAUAUUCAAGUAAGAGAAACCUCAGAGCUGGUGAGAUGCCUAAGUCCCUUAAAGGAACCUGCUGCCACCUCUGAAGAUGAUCCCUGGGACCCACACGGUAGGAGAAAAGGACAGACUCCUGCAAACUGUCCUGUGACCUCCAAAUGCAUGCUGAUGUGCUGUGGGAGCAUUCUGCUCCUUCAGCCCUGGAACGUGCACACACACACACACACACACACACACACACACACUAAAGCAAUAAAAAAAUAAAUAUGUAUAAAGAUACGGGACCCACAGAUGGUCAAGGUUCAAAGACUAAGCAACUGUUGAGUGCUCAGCCUGCAAGGACACAUCAUCUGCAUUCCCCCCCUCCUAGGGCUCAGGGAUCAUUGUGGAAGAGGGAGCGGAAGGACUGUAAGGGGCCGUGGUGCUUGGAUGACUACAGUGAAGAAAUGUCCUCUGCAUAAAACAGUUAUACGUGUGAACUCAUAGUGGUUAUGACAACAUGAGCCAGGUCCACACAAAUUUAAGGCACACGUGUAAAAUUGUGCAGGCAGCACUAAUAGGACUUGAGGACUUUAAGAAAAACGAGAGAACAAAGUUGGAUGGGUGAGAUCAGAGGUGGAUCCGGGAGAAGAUGGGGAGGAGAUAAGAUGGUGAAAACACAGUAUAUUUUCAGAGUUAGUAAAAUAUGUUUUAAAUUUUUUAAAGAGAAACUUCAAGAUAAAUGGAGUGAAUAUAUUUUCUCAGUAGCCUCAAGUUGACAGGAGCCGUAGCAGGAGGAGAAACUGAGGGGCACUUGUGGAAGCCAGUGCAGACCAGACAGUCUAAAGUGUCCUGAAGUGCUUGAACUUAGGUCAAUCAGGUUUCAGAUUCCUAUUCUUUCACUAUGUAGAGAAUCUGACUUUGAUGGGUUGGCAUCUGCAUAUUGAGAGAUCUAUGAAGCAGGUCAUACUCCAGAACCCGUUUGACACAGACACACUGAGAACUGAGUUUUUCCAGAUACUUCGCCCAGGAAGAGGCAGGGCUGCUGGGAUUUUAACGUAGGUCGCUAAUUGCUCUUUCUCUGCUGAAGACAGUGACAUCUAGACCUAGCCAGAGUCAAUAUAAGGGGGAAAGAAAUCUUUUGAUGUCCUCCGCUGUAGUAGAUGUUACGUCAAUAAAGGUUUUGCUUUCCCCGAAACAAGCCCGUAUCUCGUUUCCCAAGAACUGCUGAGCAAAGCCAUGGGGUAGUUGCCAAAGCCCAGAUGUCCAAAAGCAGCGCAAGAAUCGCUCUCUCGGCUUCAGCCUCUCACCAGAACAAUCAGUCCCAGAUGUCCUGAGACUCCGCUCGGGAUCCCAUGUGCUCUAACGUGCUUUACCCCACCUCCUUCAGGAACUCAGUGGAACACUCUCUGGACUGCCAUGGCCAGCAGCCUACAUUCUUGUUUUUUGGAGUCUCUGCAAAGAAGUUAGAGCAGAACAGGCCACUCAAAGCAAGAGUUUGUUCCAAGGCAGAGUAAUAGUUGCAAGGGCAUCCUGUAAGAUUUCAGUACAUAGAAAAGACAGAGAUUUUCAGAUUUGGAAACAAACUUGGGAGUUGUUUGGUUUAAAUUUGCCCGAGUUACAAAUGCACUUCAUUUUGUU